CAAGUGACCUUCAUGUUUUAAUUUUGGUAAUUUUCUUAACAUCCGUAAUAUCAAGUGAGUUUCAUAUUUUUUAAAUUUUUUAUCCGAAAUGAAAAAAUAAUUUUACUUAAGUUUAGAAUGAAAAACUUUAUUUUGAAAAACUAUGUAUUGUAUAUUUUUAUAAUUAUUCAAGUGGAUUAGAUGAAAUUCGGGUUGAGUCGGUCGUGUUACGGGUUAGUCGGGUUCGGGUCAAUCGGGUUCGGGUUAAUCGGGUUGCGGGUCAGUCGGGUUGCAGGUCAAUCGGGUUUGGGUUAAUCGGGUUGCGGGUCAGUCGGGUUGCGGGUUAGUUGGGUUGCGGGUCAAUCGGGUUGCGGGUCAGGCGGGUUAGAGGUUGUUGACUUUUAGUCAAUUCGGGUUGCGAUCGGGUUGCGGGUCGGGUUGAUCGGGCGGGUUAAUCGGGUCGUGGUGUACGUAGCCAUAUCCCGAACACUAAACAGUGCUAAUACAACUCCUUAUUCAACUAAAACACUUAUAAUAAGGCUUAAUUGCAAGAUUGAUCACUGAGAUUACUAAAAACGUUCAUGUUUAGUCACUAAAAAUAUUUAAUUCCAUUCAUGGUCACUAAAAUUAGUAAAACAUUUCAAGUUCGGUCACUCUCCGUCCAACUCCGUUAACUUUGACUGAUGUGACAGUCAACUCUUAAAGUUGACCGUUAAAUGUGUGACGUGGCACUUAAAAUAUAAUAAAAAAUUAAAAUUUUAUAUUUUAAAUAUUCCACCUAAUUAUUAUCAUCACUAAAAAAAUAAAAAUAGAAACCUAAUUCUUCUACUACCUCCGCCGAACCCGCUUUCUCCUCCCCGACUCCACCUGCCGCCAUCAGGGCCAAUCCUCUCUGUGAAAAACUCCACGACGGCAAAUUCAAAAAUCCCCAAAUCUAAAACAAGAUAGUAAAGGAGGUAUCAAUUGGGGAACCAACGUACGAGGACGAUGAGUGCAAUGGCCAAGAAGGGAGGGGAGCGGGACUUGGAACUGAAAAGAGCGCCACCGCUACCGCUGUCACCGUACUGGUGACUAGGCGCUGUGAUCUUCACCUUGCGUGGCGAGGGAUGAUCCGAUGGCGAACCCUAACCCUAUGGACGAAUCUCGCAGGCGGAAGAGGAGUCCCUUGGGGAGCCAGAGGGAUGGGGCGGCGUCGCGAUCGAAACAGUCGCUGGUGGCGAAGCUUCCGGGGAAUAAUCUCGUGAUGGGACAAGUGAAGAUAUUGAAGCUCGAGGAGUUGCUGGGGAAGAGCGAGGAUGAGAAGAAGGGAAAAAGGUGGUGGAUUUGGGAUUGGGAUCGGUUUGGGCCGGAGCUAGAGACGGUUCGGAAGGAGGUUAGGGUGGAGGAGUUUAAUAAAGCCGUGGAUGUGAUGUAUGCAGGUUCGGCAUUUUUCACCUCGUCGCGUCCUAGUUUGCUUCUUGUGUCGGCGUUUAAUUGUGUGAUUAGUGAGAAGGUCAAAGGAUCAGAGAUGAUGAUAUGGUAGAUGGUGGAGAUGAUGGUUCGCUUCUUGGUGAACAGUCGGACCUUCAGCCGUGAUGGCGGCGCAAGGGCGGAUUGCUAGGUCUCAUCUCGCGUAGAUGUAGAAGAUGAAGAAGAAUAGAGCGAGUUUUUGCAGAUAGGUUUCUGCCAUAGUUUGUGUUUCUGUAGUUGUGGACUUGCGGUGGUGGGUGUUGUUAGCUGCUCUGGGUUUUUUAGUUGGCUCUACUAAUUAGUGGUGACCAUUCGGACCCUCAGCCGUGAUGGCGGCGGGUGGAGUCGGGGAGGAGAAAGCGGGUUCGGCGGAGGUAGUAGAAGAAUUAGGUUUCUAUUUUUAUUUUUUUAGUGAUAAUAAUAAUUAGCUGUAAUAUUU
Molecule: messenger RNA, 1867 nt
Organism: Linum trigynum
Lineage: Eukaryota; Viridiplantae; Streptophyta; Magnoliopsida; Malpighiales; Linaceae
Source: the annotation of a GenBank genome assembly